GGGGCUGCUCCGAGAGAAUAAGGCCGGCGGGAGGCGAGGAAGAAGCGGCGCCGGGGGUCACGCGAAGCCCGGGACCAGAGGGGGGGCGUGCGGAGGGCUGCGCGCCCGCGGGAGGGGAGGGAAUGUGAGCGCGCUGUCCGGUGGUUCGAAUCCCCCCUCCCCGCGAGAGCCGGAUCGCAGGGCUCCGGAGACGAAAGCUAGGACGGCGAUGGCGGAUUCGAUCCAUCGGUGCCAGGUCGAAGGCAUCUUGCAAGUCCUGUGCGCCUCGGGCGGCUGCCUGGAGGAGAGCGAGCUCGCCGGGCGCCUGAACCUUCAGGGCAGACCGGAGCGCUUGGCCCAGCUGCUAAAGGACACGAGGAAAUUCACGGUGGUGACCCGAGAGGAGGCCCCUUCCGAGGACACCGCCCGGAGCCGAGACCAUCGGGUCGUGGUGGCCACCACCGCCCUGCGCCUGUGCCCCGACCACGGCAGGAGGCAGUGCGCGGGGUCCUGCCGGCAGCUCCACCUUUGCCGGUACUUCGUGUACGGCGGAUGCCGCCUUCAGGGAACGAGGAAAGAAUGCAAGUUCAUCCAUGAAAUUCAUUCACCCCAUAACCUCUCAGUCCUUAAAGAAUAUGAGCUGGAAAGUUUAAGCUGUGAUCACUUAUGUCAGCUCCUGCUUCAGAAUGAUCCUUCACUCUUGCCUGAGAUAUGUCCGUACUAUAAUAAAGGGGAUGGACCCUAUGGGUCUUGUAGCUUCAAGAAGGUCUGUGUCAAACUUCAUAUAUGCCAGUACUACCUUCAGGGACAAUGCAGAUUUGGAAGCGACUGCAGGCGUUCACAUGACGUUUUUAAUCCAGAUUGUUACGAGAAGCUGGAGAAGUGGGGAAUGAGUCGGGCUCUGAUUAGUAAGAUUCCCUCAGUGUACAGGAAUGUAUAUGACAUCAAAAAUAAAGCAACAGUCCCUUCAGAAAGAAGAGAGAACAGUGGUCAGGUAGCAUCAGCUACAAAUAGCAUUGAUGAGUCGGAUAUGAUUUGCUUGUACCACAUUAGGAAAAGCUGUAGCUUUCAAGAUAAAUGUAUUCGAGUUCACUUCCACCUACCAUAUAGGUGGCAAGUUUUUGAUGGAAUUCAUUGGAAAGAUCUGGACAAUAUGGAGAAAAUUGAGCAAGCCUACUGUGAUCCAUUUAAUGAGAGAUUUGCAAGUAAUAAUGCUGGGGAAAACUUCAAGUCUCUAACCAUUGAUUUCUGCAAAAUGACUUGUGGUAGUAACAAACUUCGGCGCCUCUCCACCGCAUCGUCUGUGACAAAGGCCCCACACUAUAUUCUGACAACUGACUGGAUCUGGUAUUGGAAAGAUGAAUAUGCUAUGUGGAGUGAAUAUGGAGUACAAGAUGUGGAUCAUGCUUCUGCUACAUUAUCCAGUUUUGACUUGGAGAAAGCUUAUCAGUACGAUGCAUCUCAGACACUCAAGUUCUCAGCUGGGAGACAUGAAUAUGAGAUUGACUUUAAAGCCAUGAAACAAAAAAACUUGCGUUACAAGACCGAACGAAGUGUUUGUCGGCGACCUAAAUUUGUGUCUCUGAAAGAAGUUGCGAAGAAGAAAUCCAGAGGAGCUGAACAGUCGAAAGGAAGCUCAACACAUAUUCCAGGCCACUGGGACCGAUCUGCCUUGCCAGAUCUGGGAUUUAAGCUGAUCACUGUUCUUCCAUCUUCUAAGGAGUAUAAAAUGGUCCAGAUUAACUUUCUGCGUACAUUGCCCAAAGCAACAAUUGUGUCAAUCAAAAGAAUCCAGAAUGUGGCUCUCUGGGAGGUGUAUCAAUGGCAGAAAGAACAAAUGAAGAAAGCAAAUGGAGGAAAGGAUGUGGACGAAAGACAGUUGUUUCAUGGGACGAGCAAGAGCCAUGUCGACGCAAUUUGCCAGCAGAACUUUGACUGGAGAAUCUGUGGUGUUCACGGUACAGCUUAUGGCAAAGGAAGUUACUUUGCAAGAGAUGCCUCAUAUUCUGAUAACUACAGCAAAAGCGAUUCUACCAUUAAGACCAUGUUUUUGGCCAAAGUUUUGGUGGGAGAGUUUACCUGUGGUUCAUCUUCCUAUCUCCGCCCUCCGGCCAAAGAUAGCAAGAACACUGCCUUCUAUAACAGUUGUGUGAAUGAUCUCAAGAAUCCAUCCAUCUUUGUCAUCUUUGAGAAACACCAGAUUUACCCUGAAUACUUGAUAGAAUACAGUGGACCCUCGACUUACAGACGGCUCGACUUACAGAGUUUUCUAAUUGCAAACUCCUCUGGCCCCAAAAUUUAGGUUCGACUUGCAGCCAGAGAAUCGACUUACAGACCAGAAAAAAACCAAAAUGGAA
Pogona vitticeps (central bearded dragon) is the source of this 2336-nucleotide messenger RNA. RefSeq names its product protein mono-ADP-ribosyltransferase PARP12. The record is from RefSeq and is a predicted model, not a curated record. Gene Ontology annotation, cellular component: nucleus. Lineage: Eukaryota; Metazoa; Chordata; Lepidosauria; Squamata; Agamidae. Gene Ontology annotation, molecular function: metal ion binding; NAD+ poly-ADP-ribosyltransferase activity.